AUGGCUAUUCUAAAAUACAUUGCUUUGACUUCCACUACUGGAAUUCUACCUGUUCUAUCUCAUUUUGUAGUACCAAUACCAUAAUUCUUAUAUGGGAUAUUAGGAUUAAUAGCAGUUGGAAUAUCAGUAUUCUUAUGGGCAUAAUCGCGUUGGGAAUCAGCUUAACCAAAUGAAUGGUUACUUUUAAUUGAAAACGGAUAAUUAAAGAAAGCUGGAAUUGGUUUGUAGUGUUUUAGGGGAUUAACAUAAUCAGUAGUAAAAAUGAAGAGUGCUAUACAUAAAGUUAAUUUUGAUGCAAAUCAUGUAUCUAAGGAAAUGUAAGGAAUAACUGUAAGAGGAAUGACAAUAUGGGAAGUAGACCCUGAAAAAGAUGGUCCUUUUGACUGCUAUAAAUAUACAUAAGACGGAAAAGCUGAUGAUAAUGUAAAAACAAUGUGUGAAAGUAUAUUAAGAAGUGCCUUAGCAAACUUAGAAUUAAAAAAAAUAAUGACUUCAAGGGAUGAUUUAAUAAACUAUAUGAAGAAAGAUCUCUAGAAAUAACUUAGCAAAUGGGGUAUAAGAUGCUAAACUAUAGAAAUUACAGAAAUAAGAGUAUGUUCUAAAAGUGUAUUCGAAGAUAUGUAGGCAGAAUUUAGAUAAGAAAAUAGACUUAAAUCAACUUAAAUAAAACUUGAAACUUAAGAAAAAAUGACCUUAAAUAAUGUCCAGGCUGAUAUUAAAAAUAACAAAAAUUAUUAUGAUGGAUUAUUAUAAAGAGAAACUGAGUCUAAAAAGUAAGAGUUCAAUAGAAAAAAAUAAGAACUAAAUAUUUUCGAAAAAAACGUUGAAAUCCUUAAAAGUAAAAGUAAUGCUGAGAAAGAAAUCGAAAUGAAAUAAAUAGAGGAAAAUCAUAAGAUACAGUUACAAGAAAUCAAAAAUGAAAAUGAAUAGAAAUUACUUAAAGCUAAAGAAAGAAUCGAAUAAUAAAAGAAACAAUUAGAAAUCGAGAAAGAAAUGAAUGAAACUAACUUUCAAAAAUAUUAAAUCGACUCAAAUAAAAGAAUCAUUUAACACAUUGGUAUUAAAGGCUUUAAAUUUCAUAAUUAUGUUGAUGCUUCAAAAAGUAAUGAUAUGUCUAGCUACUUACCAGCUUUUGAUAAUUUAAAAUUUGUUUGA
This is a messenger RNA of Ichthyophthirius multifiliis, 1155 nucleotides long. RefSeq names its product spfh domain band 7 family protein. The record is from RefSeq and is a predicted model, not a curated record. NCBI's taxonomy places the organism in Eukaryota, Ciliophora, Oligohymenophorea, Hymenostomatida. The transcript has a single exon.